Messenger RNA from Phasianus colchicus (ring-necked pheasant), 9040 nucleotides. RefSeq names its product senataxin (gene SETX). The record is from RefSeq and is a predicted model, not a curated record. NCBI's taxonomy places the organism in Eukaryota, Metazoa, Chordata, Aves, Galliformes, Phasianidae. Gene Ontology annotation, molecular function: transcription termination site sequence-specific DNA binding; helicase activity. Gene Ontology annotation, biological process: termination of RNA polymerase II transcription. Gene Ontology annotation, cellular component: nuclear body.
GCUCCCUCGGCCCCGCGAUGCUGAUUUUCGCUGCGCCCGCCGAAGCGACGCGCCCCGACCUCCGCUCUCCCUUCUCUUUCUUUUAGCUGCGCCGUUUCUGUAGAGGUCUCCGAAGCACAGCCGAGGUGCCGGCAGAUGGGCUGGGCUGUGCUGUGCUGCAGGGCAGCUGUGGCUGCAGGCUUUGACCCCCGGCCCUGAGUGCAGGGCAGCCCCGAGGCCAUCCCACCAUGUGACCCGGCGCUCCUGCAGCGAAUCUCUUCCUUUUCCAAAGAAUGAACGUAUGUCGAUGGUGUACACCAAGUGGUCUUGAUGCCACUGAAUACCUGAAGAGCUAUGCUUCUAAACAGUUGUCCCCAGAAGAUCUUGAAGCUUCCAACGAUGAUCUCUGUUACUGCUUGGAGUGUGUGGUUGAAUACCACAAAGCAAGGGAGAAAGUGCCAAGCUUGCAUCAGGUUUUAUUGGAAUUGGAAACCUCCCGCCUCAUAGCCCACAUUGAAAAAUCCAUAAGAGAAGAAGCUGGAGAAGAUGAUGAGUUGUUUAUAGUAGAUGAGAAUGGAGAGACACAGCUGCCUGUUUAUGUUGGCCCAGAUUUUGAGAAUAACCUGAGAGUACCUCUUCUAGAAGUGCUGAAAUACCCGUAUCUGCUGCUACAUGAGAAAGUCAGUGAGCUUUGUGUAGAAGUGCUGUGUAGAAUGGAAGAAAGUCAUACCUCCUUUCAGGUUUUUGAGAAAUAUCCAGGAAUUUAUCUAUUUUUGGUACAUCCAAAUGAAGUGAUUCGUCGUUGGGCCAUCCUAACAGCAAGGAAUUUAGGGAAGGUUGACAGAGAUGAUUACUAUGACUUACAGGAAGUGUUGACUUGCUUGUUUAAAGUUAUUGAAUUGGGGCUUUUUGAGAGUCCAGAUAUUUACAGAUCUUCAGUGAUUGAAAAGGGAAAACUCAUUCUUCUGCCAUCCCAUUUAUAUGAUAAUACCAACUACAAGAACUAUUGGCUAGGUAUUUGUAUGUUGCUAACAGUGCUGGAAGAACAAGCUAUGGACUCCUUGUUACUGGGCCCAGACAAACAGAAUGACUUCAUGCAGUCUAUACUUCACACCAUGGAGAAAGAAGCAGAUGAUGAUUCCACUGACCCCUUCUGGCCAGCGCUGCAUUGUUUCAUGGUUAUUUUGGAUCAGCUUGGUUCUAAAGUAUGGGGUCAGCUUAUUGAUCCCGUUCAGGCCUUUCAAACAAUUAUCAACAGUGUGAGCUACAACAAUGAAAUAAAGAAUAUACGCAAUAGCCUUAUAAGGACAAAAUCUGAACAGAAGACAGACUACAAUGAUGAAAUGGUUACUUGCAGUCAGAUUGUAUAUACUUAUAACACAGAAAAGCCUCAAAAGGAUACUGGGUGGAAAACUGCUAUUUGUCCAGACUACUGCCCCAACAUGUAUGAAGAUAUGCAAACACUGGCUAAUGUGCUUCAGUCUGAUAUUGGCAGAGAUAUGCGUGUCCAUGACAGCACAUUUCUGUGGUUCAUCCCUUUUGUUCAGUCACUAAUGGAUCUCAAGGACUUGGGUGUGGCAUACAUAGUAGAGGUCAUUCACUACCUCUGUUCGGAAAUCAAGGAUAUUCUCAAUGAAAGAAUCCAGCGGUGUGACAAAGUUUCUGAAUUUUUUCUGUUGAUCUUGGUGUCAAUUAUUGAACUACACAGAAACAAGAAGUGCCUGCAUUUGCUGUGGAUUAGCUCUCAAGAAUGGGUGGAAGCAGUGGUGAGAUGUGCUAAGCUUCCAGCAAUUGCAUUUACCCGGUGUACUGAAAAAGCAGCUGGCAGCUAUGCUAGAGGUUCAUCGACAAUAUCUUUACAGGCUUCUAACUCUGUGCAGCAUGCUUGUGUGCAGUUGAUACGCAGCCUUCUUAGAGAAGGCUAUCAGAUCGGUCAGCAUGCACUAUGCAAGCAAUAUUUAGACAAACUCAAUCUCCUUCUGCGAGGAAAUCUAUCUUUAGGUUGGCAGCUGAACAUCCAAGAAACUCAGGAAUUACAAAUAUGUUUAAAGCAGGUUAUAAGAAGCUUAAAGAGCAGAGCAGUGAAUGUGUCUGUAGAAAACAAUGCAAACUCUACAGCUUUACCCACUGUUUCUUUGAAGCAAGAGAAGAGCGCACCUGGUGAUGGUUAUAAGAUGAGUGUGCAUGGCAGAGAGAACCUUUGUUCACCAGUUGCCUUCAUAUCAAAGGAAGGUGAGGAUGGACGUUGUCAAGAUAACUCUUUCACUGGCAGAAAUAGUGCCUGGGAACAAGAUUGUAAAGAUUCGUCUAAAAACUCAAAAUCUUUGACCUCUACAGACUGCCUCUUGGUAAAUAUUAAAAAGGAACCUACGGACUUGAUAACUCAGGAGUGCAGAUGCCUGCAGAAAUCAUUUGCAAAAGAAAUGCAUGGGAAAGUUCAGGAAAAUAGGAAUAGUGGUCUUAUGUCAGGGAACUGUGAUGUGGGUAAUCAGGGCUUUAAUAUAAGUAUUCAGAGUUUGAAUUCUAGAAGAAGUGGAGUGUUGGAAAACAAACAGGAAGCGGAAGCUAUAUCACCAAUAUAUCUAUCUGCUCAAACUAGUGUUGAUUCUCCAGAGCAUGUUUACAGCUCAGAUGUACAGGGAAGAAAAGUGUCUCCUAGUUCCUCUUCAGAGUUUAAAGAAGAUACGCAUAGGCUUGGGCAUCUUCAUUUUCAGACACGCAAUACUGAAGGGCACUCUAGACUAUUAACUCAAAUAGCGGAUCUGAAAAACUGUGGUUCUGCAACAGGUGCUUCAGAAGCAGAGCAACUUGUGUUUUGCACUGGCAGUUCAUGUAUGAGGAAAGGCUGUUGCAAGCAUCAGGGAGUAAACGCUGUGGGUGAAAAUGAAGACAGAGAAUCAGCAAAUAUUUCAAGGAGUUCUGAAAGUACGUGGGAGAAAAGUGCUUUUCAAUACGGGCUGGUCUCCAAAAACCAGGAACAAAAAGAGAUGCCACUUGACUGCUUCAGCUUUGCUAAAAAUCAACCUGGAAAUCAACCUGGCAUGCAGGGAAACAAAGAUAACAGUAUUUUGCUUGCAAAUAUUAGUGACACCGUGCUGCAGAACGUAUCCACCAAAGACGACUUGAGUUUGUUGUUGAAGUCUGUCUGUCUUAAAGACCAAGAGCAACCUAAUUUAAGAGACCUAGUUAAAUGUGACCGUAAAGGUCAAAUUUCAAAGUCAUCCUGUACAGUUAAAAAUUCAGUGAGUGGUCAUGUUCCAUCUAGCUUUGAAAAUAAGGGAGUUAUGUCCAACACUGCUCUUCCAGUCAGUCCACUGACAAUCAGAUGUGAAUCAAGUGAAAAGUUGAUAGUAUGCUCAAAAUAUUUCAAGAGAGAAAACGGUUCAGAGGGGAAGGAAGAGGAGAAUUUUGUGAGGAUGGUUUCUGAAGAUAAUGCUUUAACAAAUUCCCAGCUCGAUAAAGAUCUCAGUAAAUUGUCAUUAGCUGCUUAUGCCAAAAGUGUCAAUUUUCCAUCAUGGUCAAGUCAGGAAAGUUCAAUGCAUAAUAAUACAUGUGAUGUUAAAAGGAAAGUGAAAAGUGCUGUAAGAUCUUCCAACGAUGCCCAGAGUAAUCAGACUCUCUGUGAUACAGAUAGCCAUGGCAAUAAAAUCAUUAUAAUUUUAGACUCUUCUGAUGAAGAAAACAAUAUUACUGUCAAUGAGGAAAGAAAAGAAAUUAAUGAAAAUGCGUGUCCUGAAAAGCAACCUUUAUCAGAAAUGCAGCAUGAUGUUACAGGUAGCAAAUCAGAAUCAAAGAUGCCAAACUCUCCCUUGCCACUUGAAGACUGUGACUCUCAGUACUUUGAGUUUGAAACAGAAGUUGAUGUCUUUUCUGUUUGGCAGGAUACUCAAGAAUAUAAACAAGACGGUCUUUCAACAUCGGUUGGUAGCAGUCAUUCAGAUGGCUUACUGAAGGAUCACACAAAUGAAUGGGGUUAUGAUACAGAUUAUGUAAGUGAUGAUGCCAUGGAAAAAGAAACAAACCAGACAGGGGAGGAGAUAAAUACUCAUCAGAAAGAAACUGAUAAUACAGAAGUAACUAAUUCAGCUUUGCAAGAAUUUUCUGCUAAACAAGAUGUAAAAGAUGAAGUGAAGAACUCUACUGACAAAACUACUGUUGAUAAAGACUUAAUUCUGAAUGCAGAUUUGACGGAACCCAGAGCUUCUACAUCCAGUAUCUCAUUAGCUUCAAAGCUGGCACUUAAGAAAAGUACUCUGAGCCCACGUAAAAAUAUAGCUAAAUCUAAGGUAGCAAGAACCAUUCAGAGAAGUCCUAAAACAACAGCUCUGAAUACAACACAAACUAAAAAACUACUUCAAAGUACGUUAAAAAAAAUUCAGCCUGGCAGGACAACGCCUGCUGUUGUUCCUCCAAAGAAAGCUCGGCAGUGUCCUGCACCAACAUCAACAGUGGAAAAGCUUGGUCUGAAAAAGGCACCGCGCAAAGCAUUUGAAUUAUCCCAGCGCUCUUUAGAUAGUCUAGCUCAAUUGCGUAGUUAUGGUAAAGUUGCAGGGAAGGUUGGAGUUGCUCAGAGGGGGAAGCUUAAACGAACUGCUCAUCCGAGUUUAUCUACGCAAAUUAACAAAAAAAUGCUAGCUUGCCAAGACCUUCAGUUUUUAAAGCAAACAAGGCUCGGCAAAAGUGUUCGAGUGAAAAAUAUUUCGAGGAGUUCUGAGGAUAGAAGCAAAAAAGUUAGCACAAUGGAUACAAAGUCUAUCAAACAAAAGGCUAAAUGUCUUGAUGAGCCAUCUGUUGAAAAGCAAGGAGAAAAAAAACCAGGAGUGACUUUUUAUCCAUCUGUCGAUGAGAGAGAACGUAUCACUAGCCUCUCUGUGGAGAAGGAGGCUGUGCAAACUACACUUGUCUCUAGUUGUUCAGACUCAAGCAGAACAAAAGACUGUGAUGUAAUGAUUCCUCGUGCGCUUAUGAAUUCAAGUCCAUGUUCUGCUGCAGUUGUUGGAGAUGCUAAAGGUAAACCAGAAGAAGGUUGCAUCGUCCAGCCUGAAUUUGGGAUGACAACUUCAAAAGAAAAUGAGUGCAAACCAGAUGAAAACAGUGAUGAUGAUGGUUUAUUUUUAACUCAGUUAGAUCCUGUGGAUAUGGAAUUGUGUUCACAGGAUGAAGAUGCUGAAAACAAUAAUAUAGCUACUAUAAGAACAGAGGAAAUGGAAAUAGAUAGCACUGAAAGCCUUCAGCAGAAUGAGCCCUUGACUGUUGUGAAAUGUAAGUACAAAGACUGUAUGGGAAAAGUGGAAAAAAUAGGAGACUGCUGUAGCAAGCAUUCGUCCACCAAUUCAGAAUCAGAUCACCUGUUUGCUAAGCCUUCUUCCCUGCCACCAAGAAAACCUUCCACUACUAAAAUUUUCAGUUCAGUAAGUUCUUCACGAAAUGCAGCCUUCAGCAAAGAUCUCGAAGAUGUUGAAAAACAACCACAAACUUUAAAAAGCAGAGCUAGCAUUGCAAAACCUGCUGUGUUGAGACCACUGAGUGAAAAGAUUACACCAACAAGAAAUCAAACAUGCAGGACUCCAAGUUCCAGUAAUAUUCCUCAACCUCGUAUUUCUAAUAAUGUUCUCCAGCCACGAAAUACACAGAUCAACAAUGCUUCAAAUAUUUCCAGAGGGCCUGUCCGAGCAGAGCACUAUUCUUCUUUUCUUGGCGCUCAGCAGCACGAUCAUAAUAUUUUUGUUAAGGAGGUUCUGAAAUGGACUUAUGAAAUGUUUGCAAACUCCAUGCAGUUUGGACCUCCAAAUUAUCUCCUGCAAUCUGUAGUCGCCUCUGUUCCCAUCAGAUUUCAGGGAUACAAUGACUAUUUUAAUACGUUUUUCCCCUUGAUGAUGCUAAAUGCCUUUGAAACACUGGUACAGGAGUGGGUAGAAAACCAGAAGAUGAAAGACAAGACUUACUACUUCCACUUACAGAACUUCUGUGCGGAUUUGAAUACGGCAGAGUUUAUAGCUCGUUUUGAGGAAAGUGAUUUGACAAAGCAGCUCCAUCCGAAGGAGGAUGACUUAAUCUUUCUGGUGGGCCAGAAAAAGAAAGAUGCCUUUGGGGAAGACAGUGAGGUGGAGGACCACCUGGUGAAUCAUGUUGGUCUUGUGAGGCGAUUUUCUCGUGCAUCUGGCUGCUUAACCAGACAAAUGGAGCAACAUAUUGUCUGUCAUCUUUCUGUACAAACUCAAGGAAAUUUGUCAUUCUUCAUAAAUAGUCAAAUGAAGUGUGUGGUGGUUGGUUCCUUAGUGCCCACACAGCGAUCAUUCAAAGGUCUGCUACUACUGAGCAGGAGUCCCCUGGCUAAACCCAUCAUAAAUCCAAGCUACAGUGAUUUCUGUCCAAGAGAUUUGCCUGUAGCUUCAGAAAAUGCUACGUUUUGUAUGAAUGAAUACAACGAAGAUCAAAAGAGAGCCAUUGAAACAGCUUAUGCCAUGGUAAAGCAACAUCCAGGGCUUGCCAAAAUCUGUCUUAUCCAUGGACCACCUGGAACUGGGAAGUCCAAAACUAUAGUUGGACUUUUGUCUCGUGUUUUGAGAGAGAACACUAGGAAUGAGAAAACAAGUAAAAAAAAUGCCAGGAUGAAGCAGAACCGUUUUCUGGUUUGUGCACCAUCCAAUGCUGCGGUUGAUGAACUCAUGAAAAAGAUCAUCAUUGCAUUUAAGGAAAAAUGCCAAAACAAACAGGAGCCUUUGGGAAACUGUGGUGAUAUCAAAUUAGUGCGACUGGGUGCUGAAAGAUCAAUCAACAGUGAAGUCCGGGCUUUUAGCCUGGAUAAGCAAGUUGAACAUAGAAUGAAACGAAAGCCAACUGACCGGGACCAGGAUAUUCAGAAGAAAAAAGCAGCUCUGGAUGAGAAGCUGGACAUGCUUUCUCGUCAGCGUGCCAUGCACAGAUGUGAAAAGAGGGAGAGUCAAAUGCUAGAUGAUGAAAUUGGCAGACUUUCAAAGGAGAGACAGCAACUUGCUUCUCAACUGAAAGAGGUUCGGGGACACUCUCAGAAGGUACAGACAGAUAUCAUCUUGGAGUCUGAUAUAAUCUGCUGCACACUGAGCACAAGCGGAGGAGGUCUGCUGGAAUCUGCUUUUUGGCGACAAGGACUCGAUCCUUUCAGCUGUGUCAUUGUGGACGAGGCAGGGCAGUCCUGUGAAGUUGAAACACUGAUUCCACUGAUUCAUCGCUGUAAUAAACUUGUCCUUGUUGGAGAUCCCAGGCAGCUCCCUCCCACAAUAAAAUCAAUAAAAGCUCAGGAAUAUGGCUAUGGUCAGUCCUUAAUGGCACGCCUACAGAGACACCUGGAAGAACAAGUGCAGAAUAAUCUUAUACGACGUCUGCCAGUUGUGCAGCUGACUGUGCAGUACCGAAUGCACCCUGACAUCUGCCUUUUCCCAUCCAGUUAUGUUUAUGGCAGGACUCUAAAGACUGACAAAGCAACAGAAGAGAACAGAUGUUCUUCAGAGUGGCCAUUCCAGCCCUAUCUUGUUUUUGAUGUAGGAGAUGGCCGUGAGGAGCGUGACAAAGACUCUUUUAGUAAUCCCCAAGAAGUGAAAUUGGUGUUAGAAAUAAUUAGAACAAUUAAAGAAAAAAGGAAGGAUCUAGGUCUUCGUCGCAUUGGAAUAAUUACACCUUAUAGUGCACAGAAAAAGAAAAUUCAAGAGGAACUAGACAGAGUGUUCAGGAAUAACAGCCCAGGAGAAGUGGAUACAGUGGAUGCAUUUCAGGGACGGGAAAAGGAUUGCAUCAUAGUGACGUGUGUCCGGGCAAACAGCUCCAAAGGGUCAAUUGGGUUUCUGGCAAGUCUUCAGCGUUUGAAUGUUACAAUUACCCGAGCCAGAUUCAGCCUCUUCAUCCUUGGAAGACUGAAAACACUAAUGGAAAAUAAAGACUGGAACGAGUUGAUUCAGGACGCUCAGAGAAGAGGUGCAAUUAUCAAGACAUCAGACAAAAGCUACAAGAAAGAUGCACUUAAGAUUCUGAAGCUCAAACCAACACCACAGAAUCCCCCAUGCCAGCUUCCCACCAAAGCGGGGACAACGAAAACUCCUCUGGCAGAGGCUGCUUCUUCUAGUAGGAAGGUGGCUGAGCCUGCAAAUCCAAGGGAGGCCAGCAGACCACGGGAACUUGCUGCUGGUCCUGCCCAUGCAGUGCCACAGGGAAGCAGAAUGUCCCAGCAGGCACAGGGAACUCAGGUUGCAGACUCCCGGAGAGCCAGCAUCUCUGCACCAGUGCAGGCUGCAGCACUCCCUGCUGAUAAAGAGAAACCGCGGGACCCAAGGCUGGCAAGUAUGGCCAGCAGAACUGAAACGAAAGGGAAGGAGCAGGACCCAAAACACAGCAGUCAGUCAGCCCAGAGCAGUCGAGAAUCAACGCUGCAGCAGCGUCUGGAUGUGUCCUCAGCUGCCAGGGAUCAGAUUUCCAGAACGGAACCUUCUAAGAAGCACCAACAAACAAAGGGGCAGUGUGACAUGCCUUCCACGUUGCCUUCCACAGCUAAACAAGAGGGUGAGACAAGAGCUCCAUUGCCAGAACGCCAUUCAAAAGCCAGCAGUGAAAGAGGUCAGUGUAAUAGCAGUAAGUGGAACAAAGACCCACGUACUUCAAUGAGGAGAACAUCGGAGUCGUCAUCAGUGAGCACAGACUCCAGCAGUGCCAAGCGAAGAAGGAUCUCUCACUGACUUCAGUACUUCAGUGUUGGCUCGUUACUGAAAAUCUAUUCCCAGGUUUCUAUCUAACAAAGAAUGUAUUUUAAAAUAUUUAGUACACCUGGAACUCUCUUACAGUAAUACUACUGCUGUCAGAAGAUCCAUCAUUUUAAAUGUCUCUAGUUACAAAAGGGACUAUAUCUGGCAGUUAAGAGCUUUGGAAGAGAAAAGUUGGAGAGUUGCAUUACUUGGAAUGGCAGUGAAUUUUGUCAUCUAGGAAGUUAAGGUUGUAAAUGUUGUAUAUUUGUACAGUAUGCAAAAUUAUUUUAAGAUUUAAUUGGGCAAAUAUAACUUUUCAUUUCCUUGUGCAAAUGCAGAUUUCUUAGCUA